This is a messenger RNA of Myripristis murdjan (pinecone soldierfish), 2359 nucleotides long. RefSeq names its product metalloreductase STEAP4. The coding region runs from base 222 to 1664 and encodes 480 amino acids. NCBI's taxonomy places the organism in Eukaryota, Metazoa, Chordata, Actinopteri, Holocentriformes, Holocentridae. The record is from RefSeq and is a predicted model, not a curated record. Gene Ontology annotation, biological process: copper ion import. The transcript has 10 exons. Gene Ontology annotation, cellular component: plasma membrane; endosome. Gene Ontology annotation, molecular function: ferric-chelate reductase (NADPH) activity; cupric reductase (NADH) activity.
CUCAAGAGGCAGACAGUUGAUUUGGUAAGCCCCUUUUUUCCUGAGCAGCCCAGAAGAGCUUUCUCUUUGACACAGACUAUUGUUUUGUGACAACUGUCUUGGAUCUGGACAUAUUCCUCUGUCAUAUUUCAAUAUAGCUGUCUAGAUUGCCAGAAAAGUGGGUGGAGAGUGCUCUUUUUGACAACGGGAAAUUUCCUAACUGCUGGUGUCAGAGCGUGGUCAUGACAGCUGAGACAGAAAGGGUCAUGUCAGGAGAGGUGAAGACAGACGGUUUGCCCCUGAAUCCUCUGCGCACGGCAGCUGGCCCUGAGCCAGAGCUGCUGUGUAUCUUCGGGACGGGGGACCUGGGGCGUUCUCUGGGCCAGCGUCUGCUCCAGACUGGCUACAGGGUCGUGUAUGGCAGCCGCAGACCUCACAGCUGUGGCCCUGUGCCUCAGGGAGCUCAGGUGUUGAGCCAUGCAGCAGCUGCCCAGUCAGCCAAACUGGUCUUUAUUUGUGUUCACAGAGAACACUAUGACUUCCUGGAGGCACUUGCACCUCAGCUAAAGGGGAAGGUGCUGGUGGAUGUCAGUAACAACCUGAAGAAGAAUCUAUACCCAGAGGCCAAUGCAGAGUAUCUGCAGAGGCUCAUUCCUGGAGCCUUUGUGGUGAAGGCCUUCAACACCUUGUCUGCCUGGGCUCUACAGAAUGGACCCUCAGAUGCCAAUAGACAGGUGUUCCUGUGUGGAGACAGUGCUGAGGCGAAGCAGCAGGUUUCAGAUGUGGCCACCAGGCUGAGCUUCAGUGUUGUGGACCGGGGCUCUCUGUCAGCAGCCAGGGAGCUGGAGGAUUUCCCCCUGCAGCUGUUUCCAGAGUGGAGGCUGCCGCUAUGGAUAGCCACUGGCCUCACCGCCUCCUUCUUCUUUUACGCUGUCAUCGUAGACAUUGUCUACUCAUAUGUCACAUACAAAAAAGACACUUCCUUCAGAAUCAUGGUGUCCCUGGCCAACAAGGUGUUCCCCAUUGUGUCUCUGAUCAUGUUGUCUCUGUGUUACCUGCCUGGUGUUCUGGCCUCCUUCUUCCAGCUGUACAGAGGGACCAAGUACAGGCGCUUCCCCGACUGGCUGGAUCGUUGGAUGCUGUGCAGGAAACAGCUUGGUCUGUUGGCACUUGGCUUUGCCUCUCUACACGUGCUAUACACCCUGCUCAUUCCCAUACGAUACUAUGUGAGAUACAAGAUUAAAGAUAGCACUGUCAAGACGAUCAGGGAGAACAAGACAGUCGACUUUGAGACCAGCACAGCCUGGUACACUGACUCCUACUACUCCAUGGGUAUUCUGGGAUUCGGCCUGUAUGUCAUUUUGGGAAUAAGCUCUCUCCCCUCCGUCAGCAACGCCCUCAGCUGGAGGGAGUUCAACUUCAUACAAUCCAAGCUGGGCUACCUGACACUGUUCUUCUGCACCUUCCACACCUACCUGUUUGGCUGGAACAGAUUUCUUCGUUCCUCUACAUACAAAUUUUGGGUUCCACCUCCUUACAUGCUGUGCCUGGUGGUGCCUACAGUUGUGUUGCUGCUGAAGCUGCUGCUCCUCCUCCCCUGUGUGGACCGCACCGUCACCCGCAUACGGCAGGGCUGGGAGAGGAACGAGCCUGAGGACGAGAGCAACAAAGCCCUACUUACAUAAGACUAUCACACAUAUACACGCAUGCAUACACAAGCACACACACAGAAGACACAAAUACAGACAAACACAGGCACCAACGGGACUUCCUACAGCUCUAUCAUUAGAUCAUCCCAGCUCAUUGUUUUGGCUGUCAUAUGUCCAAGACUAUGCAAUCAGAGCUAUUGUUCAGCUCUCUGUUGUGAAAAGCCAACAGAGAAAACACUCACAGAAGCAUGCCAUUUCAGAAUCUAUUUUUAUAACCACGUCUGAGGGAUCCCUUCUUGUAAAUAUAAUAUGCAAGAGGAUGAUAGUAAUCUAGUUUCCACUGUUUCUCUCAUAUUUAGCUGUUUUCAGACGCACACACAUGACCAUCUUUUUGUUGUGGUGAACUAUAUUGAUUGCACCCAUGUUCAUUCAGUAUAUUAUAGCAGACCUUAUUGCUGCUUGUAUCAGUGGAUCAAUUUGAAGUUCUCAGUUUUUAACACCUUUGAUUUUCUCAUCAGCGUCAGUGUAUGUGUGUGUGUGUGUGUAUAUAUAUAUAUAUAUAUAUAUAUAUAUAUAUAUAUAUAUAUAUAUAGCUUGUCAUCUUUUUCUGUACAUUGUGAGUUAUUGCUUUGAGGCCCCACAGCCAUAAUUGCUUUUUUUAAAUUAAUGUAAUGUGAAACUUUGUUGUAAAACAAUCUUAUAAGUGAUAUAAUAAAAUAAAAUCAACCUUA